Molecule: messenger RNA, 1367 nt
Organism: Dentiscutata erythropus
Lineage: Eukaryota; Fungi; Glomeromycota; Glomeromycetes; Diversisporales; Gigasporaceae
Source: the annotation of a GenBank genome assembly
UUCUUAAAAACCCUUCACCCGUCGUAUUUUCACUAGCUAAGACGAUUUCUAUAUUGGUGGGCCUGUUAUAUCUACGGGUAUUUGUAUUAAGAUUCAAUGAGCAAAGAUUGCUUGAUCUAACGAGACCAGAAAAAUGGUGUAGGUGCGAAUUUUUUCGGCAAACUGUAAAAGGUCAUCCUGAUUUCAUACGUUGUAGUGCUGAAAAUAAACAACAGCUUUUGAGACGUGAAUUUACUCGGUUACUCGCAGUAUCUGAAGCGAAACCCGAAUGGCUGAUUAGAUCGUUGUUGGGGGAGGAGGAGUUGUAUACGGCUUACAACAUAGCGGUAACAGCGGUGGAUGAUGGCACAGAUUCGUAUACUAAAUAUCAAAAAAUCAUUAGAAUCGUUCGACAAAUGUUUGGAUAUAUGGUCAUUAAUGACAUGCAAUUUGGCUUGCUUACGUCAUACGUCCGAACAUGGUUUUUCUGCCGUCAACCUGAAAAUCCAAACAGUCUUUACAUUUCUCCUGCAGUUUCCACCAAUCAGAACCAUACGUCCGUUCAGGCCUCAUUCUUGGAAUGUAUGCAUUAUUUUGAAAAUCUAUCUACAAAUAGCCCAAAUGUACACUCUUCGCCUACUACUGGCGAAGACAAUGAGGAUGACAAUAAGGAUGACAAUGGUGAUGAUGAUAAUGAUAACAAUGAUGAUGAUAAUUAUAUGGAGGAAGAUAAUAACGAUGGCUCAGGCUCUAAACAACAUAAGAAACAUAAGAAUGUUUUUAAAAAAGCUAUGAAAGUAAUUAUUCGGAACGUGUCAAGAAAAGGAAAAGAGAAAAUGCAACUCAGAGAUAUGAAAAAUUAUGAUCGUAAUCAGUUUUCUUUUGGCGAUAUGUUGGGAAAUGGUCGAUCCGGGGCUGUUUUUACAGCAAAGCUUUGCGGGAAAACUGGCGCUCUUAAAAUAGCCGAUCUGUAUAAAAAUGAGAAUUUACUAAAAGAAAUGCUUAAUGAAAUCAAAAUCUAUCACGGUCCCCUCAAGGAAAUUCAAGGCAUUUACAUACCAAAGCUUUUGAAAUUCGGAGUUCUUCAUGAAGCUUUUGUUUUUAUCUUUACAUCAUUUGCUGGAGAAUCCUUUGCGGAGCUAGGAAAUAAGCUCACAAAAGAGGAGAAGCAAUUGGCUAUUGAGGGUUUACGGGCGAUACACAUAAGAGGAGUGAUGCAUGGAGACGUUAGGUUGGAGAAUAUAAUGGUGAAAGAGAAGAAUUUGACUGGUAAAAAUUGUGUGUGGUGGAUUGAUUUUGCGUUGAGCAAAAUAGGUAAUGCAAAAGAACUGGAUAGGGAGAUGUUCGAGUUGAAACGAUUGCUUGGUAUUAACAUUAAAAAUUCCUGA